Molecule: messenger RNA, 653 nt
Organism: Ilex paraguariensis (yerba mate)
Lineage: Eukaryota; Viridiplantae; Streptophyta; Magnoliopsida; Aquifoliales; Aquifoliaceae
Source: the annotation of a GenBank genome assembly
AUGAAGAAACACUACAAUCAUAAGGUGGAUGUCUACAGCUUCUCAAUGGUCCUUUGGGAGUUGCUCAUGAACAAGACUCCAUUCAAGGGGAGGAACAACGUAAUGGUGGCAUACGCUGCAGCUACAAACUUGAGGCCUAGCAUUGAUAACAUUCCAAAGGAUAUUGCUCCUCUCUUGCAGUCCUGUUGGGCAGAAGACCCAUCGGACCGACCAGAAUUCAUCCAAAUCACAGACUUCCUUUCAAACUUCCUCCACUUCAUGUGUCCACCGCAGACCACACCACCGAAGCUGUUUGAGGUUGAACAUCCAAAGAUCAUAAUAACAGAAGACUCUCCAGGCACUGUUCAUCUAACCAACAAGUGUGACAAGAACAAGUGGAGGACCAAGAGCCGAUGCCGCCGAUUCCUGCAUUGCUUAGGUGACUGUUUCUGAUGGGGCUGAGAGACUCGUCGUGGUGGUAGAUUCUGAGUUUUUUUGUAAACAUUUGUUUCUUCAUUCUCAUACAUGUAGAACAAAAGGGAUCAUGCAUUACAAUCGAGUUUGCAUUUGUCAUUAUGGACAUUGUAUAUAAAAUUAUAGAAAUCAUAGGAGAAAAAGAAAGAAAUGUAUUAGAUAAUAUCAAGUUGCUUCCAUUCCCUCAACUCAGUUGGUUU